Molecule: messenger RNA, 4534 nt
Organism: Myodes glareolus (Bank vole)
Lineage: Eukaryota; Metazoa; Chordata; Mammalia; Rodentia; Cricetidae
Gene: Bmf
Product: Bcl2 modifying factor
Biological process (GO): positive regulation of apoptotic process; negative regulation of autophagy; apoptotic process
Cellular component (GO): myosin complex
Source: RefSeq, a predicted model, not a curated record
AUGCCCGGAGCGGGCGUAUUUUGGAAACAAUACCGCGCGGUGCGCCGUGGCCUCCUCCCGCGCCAGCUCGCGCCCGCAGCAGUCGCUGCUCCAGUUCGCGCCACCGCCUCCCGCCGCAGCCCGCUGGAGUUUGCCUCCUCCUUCCCAAUCGAGCGUGGGCACCAAGCCCCCCGAGUGCUCGUCACCCUGGACCCUGGCGCAGAGCCCUGGCAUCACGACUCGGAGGCUGAGACGCUGUCCUGGAGUCACCCAGGAGAGAUGGAGCCACCUCAGUGUGUGGAGGAGCUGGAAGAUGAUGUGUUCCAGUCAGAGGAUGGGGAGCCAGGGACACAACCUGGGAGCUUGCUCUCUGCGGACCUGUUUGCCCAGAGCCAGCUGGAUUGUCCCCUCAGUCGGCUUCAGCUCUUCCCCCUCACCCAUUGCUGUGGUCCUGGGCUUCGGCCCAUAAGCCAGGAAGACAAGGCCACCCAGACCCUCAGCCCAGCUUCCCCAAGCCAGGGUGUUAUGCUGCCUUGUGGGGUGACAGAGGAACCCCAGAGACUCUUUUACGGCAAUGCUGGCUACAGGCUUCCUCUCCCUGCCAGUUUCCCUGCAGGCCUGCCCCUUGGGGAGCAGCCCCCUGAAGGACAGUGGCAACAUCGAGCAGAGGUACAGAUCGCCAGAAAGCUUCAGUGCAUUGCAGACCAGUUCCAUCGGCUUCACAUGCAGCAACACCAGGAGAACCGAGACCGUGCGUGGUGGCAGGUCUUCCUCUUCCUGCAAAACCUGGCCUUGAAUAGAGAAGAAAACAGGGAAGGCGUGGGUCCCUGGUGAGGCUGGGUGGCCCUUGCUGGAUGCAGCACCAGAGUGCAGUCUGGAGCAGGGCAGACAUCUGGAAGGACGGAAGCUAUCUUGUCAAGUUUUGUUAUUUUUAACUUUUGUUUCCUGUUUGUACAUAUAACAUACCCCAGUGAGAUCUCCUUCCCCUGUUCAGAACCUGCACUGGGAAUGGGGGCUUUGGUCAAACACUGUUGAAGGAGAGGCGGCUGUGCCUGCUGGUGGAGUUCCGAAGGCUCUGACGAUGACCAGUUGGUGGUGCUCUCCAGGAAGUAGACUGAGGCUUUCCUACUGAAGCUGGUUAAGAAAUAGGAGGUCAGGUUAGACUCCCAGUGUCACCAAAUGUGUCGGCCUUCCCUCACGCCUGAUGGAAACACAGCUUUAACCCACCAGACCUUGCCCUGGGGCAUCGUGGCUAAGAACAGCAAUGCCUUGGCUAGCCAGCCCUACAUCUGGGUUCCCACUUGGCACAGCCAGUGCCCACCGCAUGGGCUCAGGGAUUCUUAUCCAGACCCGUCACCUCCAGAAGACCUCAGGGAGGGUCGGACUUCUUUAAGAACCUCUCAAAGGUGCCUCAAAAUGGAAUCAAGCUUGACAGGUCUCUAGUCUGACUUGGUCCCCCAUGGAAGCCCCUUGAUUGGUCCCAAGGUGCAAACUACUGCCACCUUUGCUGCCUGGGUGUCAACCGUGUGUGAGCCGAGUUGCUGGUCAACCAUCGUGUUGUGCCCAGGAGCCUGUGCCUUUGUCAGCUGUUUUCAAAAGACCCUGCCAACUACUGGACUGGAUUGGACUACCACCCGCCUCAGCAGCCGCACUUCGAGAUGGGGUGGGUUCACAGGGGAUCCACGGAUCAGUCAGUCCCAGGGUCUGACUCUUGGUUUCCUUGGAAACGUGUACCUCCUCCCCCUUAUCCCCAUUCCUUUCUAGUACCUAGUAGGAUACAGGAAGAAGCUGACACAGUGACUUUGCCAGCCGAAAGGUGACUUUUGAAGUAGCAGACAAUGUUUAGAACAUGGAGCUGGCAGAGCUGGGUACACAUUUCCUAUCUUCCUUCAGCUUCCAGCCAGGCCAGAACCCAGCGGACUCUCAGCUUCCUUCUCUCCCUGCUGUGGUACUCAGGGAGGGGACUCAAAGCGGCUGACCUUCAUCACAGGGUGUCUCCUACCCCGAUACCUGGAGACCAAAUCGUAAUUUUUACAUAUAUAUGGAAAGACAUUGGUGCUAAAGACAAGGCUCAGAGAAAGGUGGCUUCCCCGAGUAAAGAAGACUCUGGGGUCAUGCAAGGAAUUUGCAGGAGGAACUCAGAGUAGAGCAAACUGAACAAGCCCAGUAACUCUCAUUUCUGCAGAGAGGUGGGGGUGGGGCUUCACUCCUGUAGAAGGGCAACUGACCCCCCUGGGUGUGCACAAGGGUAUGAGGGGCUUAUAGAGGCUGAAGUCCAGCCUGUGCUCUGCUCUCUAGGCCGUGUGUUAGGCUGGAUCUGCUCACUUAGGGAUGUCUUUCCUAAUUUACACAGAGGACUGUAUGCACUCACAGCGGGCCUCCUGAGAAGGCCCUCAGAAUACUCAUAUAAGCCUUUGUGUAUUUCUGCUCAGACGAUCUGGAGAUAUUACCUCUUCUUGGUCACAAUCAUUUUCUCAGGGUGUAUACCAUGGCCCAUCUGCUAAGAAGUGGGUUCCUGUUUGCAAGGAGAAAGGACCUAACUAAUGAGUAUGAAGACUGGUUCUGGGGCACACUAACCAUUUUGAAGCCCAGUCUUCUUCUAUCUCUCCCAUGCAGUUUAGAUGUGUGUGGGGGUUUCCACUUUCCGGGAUCAAGGCUAUGACAGGCAGGCUUCUGGUAUGUGCAUGGGACAUGUGCUGUGGUACGUGCGUGCCCCCGCCCCAUAUAGAACCGUGUGCACCAGUCAUCUUUAAACCUCUUAGCAGACUUUCCAUUCAGAGACCUUUGCCAGGUGCAGGCUAAGUGCCCUGUGAUCUGUCCUGAGAACUGAGCCCAGAGUUUGACCUGAACGUUGAGUCUGGGGCCAGGUGGAAACUGGUCGGAAUACACUGUCUCCACUUUGGGCCUAGCCAGGGGCAGACUCACUAUCUUGGGCAAGCCAGGGUGAAAUUUAAACCCUCUUUUAUCUUCCUCCAACCUGAAUCCAGGCUGGGGUUGAAGCUCAAUAGUAGAGAGUGCUUGCCUAGCAGUCAGAAGACCCUUGGAUGGAUCCCCAGGGCUAUAAAAUAGAAAUAAACAAAAAUACCACCCACCACCACCACCACCACAGUAAGCCCUAGGAGGUAGCUGGCAGCCCAGCCCCAGGAGGUAGAGGUUCCCCCUGGCUGGUUGCUUUAAUUGGCCAGUGAUCUCUGCCUGGUAAAUUGGCUUUAUAGUCUUCCAGGCCAGCCAGCCCACCCCUCCCCAUUGCCUCUCUCCAACUCCAGGAGCCUGACUGUCUCUAGUGAGGAGCGGAGAUUCAGAUUUAGAGGGAGGGAAUGUCUGACCUGUGUGAUGACCUGUAACUGGCUGAGGCAGUGGGCUUUUGUGGUGUGCUGGGGAUGGGGGUGGGAGAAAGACUGGAAAACCCAGGGUAGAAAUGCCCUAGAGGGACACAAGCCCACAUUCAGGAGCCAAACUGCUCUCCUAAUUCACAAUUCCCAGUAGGCAUUUCUAGAAGCCAGUGAACAGAUCUGGAAAGGAGCAUCCCCCAUCAAGUUACUGACUCCCCAGUGAGGCUGGGGCAGGCUGGCGGGAGUGGGAGGGGGAAGCUCUCCGCCUGGCCCUGUCUAUUUCAAAGUCUGGCUGCGCUGUGCAGUUGUCCCCAGUGGCCCUGUCUUGCUCAAUCAGAGGUGGAAAAAGAUCACCUCCCGGUGACCUCCCUCAGGCCCCAAGGGAUGGGCUGUGUCCAGAACUAUGUGGCAAAGCUUGUUUCCAGGGCCUAGAGAGGCCCAGCUGGCUUGCCUCGCAGCCUCAACCACAAACCUAAGCCCAACCCUGAGCAUUGUGGGGAGUGGGGUAUUGGGACAGUCUGGCUAGAACCGCCGUCUGCCCCAAGCUUUCCAGGAAAUAGGUAGCGAACUCACUAUGACCAUCCUGGUCAACGAGGAGAAAAGUUCUCUGAGGAGAGUAUUCCGUUCUGGGGACUUGAUAGGGAGUGGGGUACGGGUGCACGGUGUAGCCAAAGCCGUUGGUCUUCAUGGCUCUGCUGGAUUUUGAGGAAUCAGUACUGUGGCUGCCAUCCUCCUGGUGGAGCACACUGGAUCCAUGAAGAUGAGGACCUUUGGAGGCAGGCUAUCCUGGCCUGUUACCCUGGUAGGACAGGGUGGACCAACAGGCAUUCAAAGUUUCCUGGGAUUCCUGAGGGUCAGGGCCUCCAGGGAACAGCAGAACACAGCUGGGCUCUUCCAUGGAUGUCUCGCUUUCACCAAGGUGCUACGAGGUGUGCGGCCUCAGGAUUGCACUGCCCCUCCUACAGAUGUCUGAUGGUCCACCCCAUCUCUGGGUCCGCAGGAACUGACGGGGAGACCCAGUGAGAUGUAGCAUUUCAUUCGUCCCCAGUUUGGUUGCCCUGGGGUCUGGGCAGUCUGCCUUAAGGAGAGGAAUGGGGACCGUUAUUUUUUAACCUGUACAUAAUAUUUGGCUUUGUUGUUGUUGUUCUUCACGUGUAUGCAUACGUGUGUAAAUAUCUCCCUCAUCAACUGGUACAAUUUUUAAUAAAACCAUUUAAAGCAAA